Monopterus albus (swamp eel) is the source of this 1701-nucleotide messenger RNA. RefSeq lists its product as uncharacterized. The record is from RefSeq and is a predicted model, not a curated record. The transcript is spliced from 2 exons. The annotation marks the transcript as partial. Lineage: Eukaryota; Metazoa; Chordata; Actinopteri; Synbranchiformes; Synbranchidae.
AUGCAGACAGCAGUGGAUGAGAUUGAUGCAGGAAUCUGUCGCAGUAUGUCCUACGCCCAGCUCUUUUCUGCUUUGUGUCUGACAGUCUCUGCCCUGUGGUGUGGUUCAGGCCUGGUGUACAUCCUGGUGGGGCAGGGGGUGCUGCAGCCCACAGAGAUGAAAUCUGCUUUGGUCCCUGGUCUGGCAGCAUUUACCUUAGCCCUGCUCAUCAUAGGUAGUGCUACAAUCAUAGCAAAGAAAGUGGUUCUGGUUCUCAUAGCUGUUGGCAUUAGCUUAGCAUGUGCCCAUCAAAUUGCCAGUCUGUCAGCUGCAGGUUUUGGUCCGUCUGCCACAGCUGCUAACUACCUCAUCGUUUGUCUGGUAGGUGUUUACUUUGGUUGUGGCCGUCUGCUGUCCACUCUCACUCAUGGUAAAGUGGAACCUCCAGGCACAGGCCUGAAGAGAAAAGCUGAACUGACAACACAGCAGAACCAGGGGUGUAGCGAUGCGGUGUCAGUGGGUUUGGUGAUGAACUUGCUGUCUGCCUCUGUGUUAGCUUGUCCUCUGUUAGGUGUGGUCCCCCAGCUCUCCACCGGUCAUGUCCCCUGGCUUUGGACAGCUGGUGUCUUCCAGCUUGGCAUGUGUGUCAUCUUUUACCGAGCCAUAGACACACUAGCUGCCACUUUUUAUGGCUUCACUGCUCUGCUGAAAUUUGCAGAGGGCUACAGUGUUCUACUGUCCUUUUACUCAGUUCAGCCUUUCUCUCCAGUUCCCUUCCCUGUUGUCUUCGCUGUCCUUUUCUUCAUCCUGGCUCUGUUCAGUUGUCAGAAGAACCUUCUGGAGGGGCUCUACCAAUUAUUCUUUGCAGCUUAUUGUAUUGCCAUUGCAGCCCAGCCUCAAGGCUUCUUCCAAAGAGGAACUCAGGGUGUACAGGCAGCUAUAUUCGUAGUUUCUGCCAUCAUGCUUUUAAUUACCACAUUCAAUAUGGUGUCCACCACCAUGAUCCCCACAGGACAGGGCUGUUUCAAGGCUUUAGUUGCCAGGAUGCAGGGUCUUACACUCAGAGCACAUGAUAAGGAGCUACACACACCUCACCUGGGUUAUUCUAAAUAUGCAGAUGCGGAGGUGUUAGGCCAUGCCUGCAGUGUGUUGGCUGCUUUUGCCAUUACAGCCACAGUUGGUGACAGAAAUCCUCUGCUUGUGCUGAUUCUGCCUUGGGUGGUGGUGGCAGGAGGGGCUCUCCAGCUGCUCUGUGGUUCAGUAGCUUUUGCUCGGGGUAAAACCUUUGAGAGCACAGUUUUUAUUCUGUAUGGAAUGAUGUGGACAGUGUGGGGGUUGACACGAUACGGCGGCCUGUAUGGUGAAACCAGAGGCUUUAAUGUGGCUGUUGGGAUUAUUAGCUUCAUGCUGUUUAACUGUUUAGUGACAGCUGCAGCACUGUUUCUAAAUGUCGCCUGGUUUGCCUACGCCCUCACCUUCCAGCUCAUCCUCAUUAGCUUCCUGCUGGAUGCAGUGGGCGCCCUGCCUUAUGGUUAUGAUAUAGGCGUCACCAUCAUCUUUGGCCUGGUCAGUUUUUAUUGUUUCCUAGCUCACAUUUUCAACAGCACCUUCCAGUCCCCCCAGAUCCCCUUAGGGAAACCUUUGGUCAAGUUGAGUGGGGUUGGGGGAGGCGCAGGUGUCUGUCCACAUGUACCAGCUCGCAAGGCCACAUCUGUCCGACAG